GAAGGAAAGGAUAGCUUUGGAUUUUGGGUUGGCAUGAUACCUGGUUUUCUCCCAAACCCAGGGUUUCAAGGUAUACCAUUGUGCUAUUACAUUUUCCUGUAAAUAUAUUCCAAAGUAUUAUGUGUAUCACAACUUUCUUAUUAUCAACUUGUGAAGGUAACACCAUAGAUGAAGAGUGUCCUAUUUUUGGUCCAUUACAGCCAAUUAUACCCAACUAUCAAAGUUGCUGUGACUAGGCAUGCCUGAAUGCCUGAGGGGAGAGUUGAUGGGGGACUCUACUGUCAGAAUCCCCCGGGAAACAUUGUCUUCAUCUCAGUGUGUACGGCAAGAUACUCUGGAGCACCGAGUGGACUUAGGCUAUGAGCAGUGCCUUCUGCAAGUUUUUCCUUUAUUUGCGGGAUUACUGUUAAUAUUAUUUCUUGUACCAACAACUGCAACUUUUUGUCCUCUACAAUAUCAUCUUCAAUUUGCCCUAGGUGUAAACAAUGUAUCACAGGGCCAUGUAUAUGAGAUGUGUUCAGAAUAUACUUCAACAUUCUAAGAUAAGAAAAAGAAUACCUGUUCCAGUAGUGAGAAGAAUAUCUACAGACACUAAUGAUGAAGGAAGAACAGUAACUAGAAGAUUUGGACUUGAUUAUGAAUAUUUGUGUAAUCCUGAAAAUUUGUCAGUAAUAGAGGAGUUAAUUAAAAAACGAAAGGGUGUAGGAGAUAUUUGGAAAGUGGUAGAGCUAAGUAAUAAAUUGCAGACUCAGAAUAUGACUACUGAGGAAUACACAGCACUGGAAGCAGAAUUAGAAAAAGCAGCAUUGAUGAUUCCAAACAAAGCAAGUCCUCACUUGUUUGAAUAUGGAGAAACUCCCAAAGUUAUUGAAUAUGUUAACUCAAAACCAGAUUUCAGUUUUAAGCCACGUGAAAUACACGAGCUUGGUAAAGAGUUAGACAUCAUUCGCAUGGAAAAUUUGGGAAAUUUGACAGGUCCCCGUAGUUACUACUUAAGGGGUGCGUUGGCAGACCUAGAACAAGCAUUAAUAAGAUACACCGUAUCAUCAUUACUGAAGAGAGGCUUUGUUCUUAUGUCUGUCCCUGACCUAUUGUAUUCACACAUUAUUGAGGGAUGUGGUAUGAGCACCCGAGGCGAGCGUACACAGGUUUAUCAUAUUGCUGACUCAGAAGAUGUGUGUCUGUCAGGAACUGCAGAGAUGGCAAUUGGUGGAUAUUUGAAAAAUAGAGAAUUCUCUCUUGAAGAGCUUCCCCUCAAGUUGGCAGCUGUUUCAAGAUGCUACCGGGCAGAGACUUCCUCACUUCGGGAAGAGAAGGGAAUAUAUCGAGUACAUGGAUUUACAAAAGUUGAAAUGUUUGGAGUUACAGCAGCAGAAAGUGGAGAAGAAAGCCAUCAGCUAUAUACAGAAAUGACACAGAUUCAAAAAGAACUGUUCUCCAGCUUAGGCAUCCAUUUCCAGAUAUUAGAUAUGCCUCUCCAUGAAUUGGGUGCUCCAGCUUAUAUGAAAACUGACAUGGAAGCUUGGAUGCCUGGAAGAGGAGCCUAUGGGGAAAUAUCUUCAGCUUCAAAUUGCACAGAUUACCAAAGCUGUCGUCUCAAUAUUUCUUACAAGAACAAGGAGGGAAUCAAAAAAUUGGCUCACACUGUCAAUGGAACAGCAUGUGCCAUCCCUCGGUCCCUGAUUGCCAUAUGCGAGACUCAUCAAACUGAAAAGGGACAUAUCCGGAUCCCUCCCGCCUUACACUCAUAUAUAUCAGGCAUUGAAACCAUUAUACCCUCGGCUAGUCAGUGUCAGAUGAGUUGGAUCAAACAAAAGACUUAUCCAGGAAAAAUUAGAUAAUGUAAAGUUGAAAAGUAGUAAAUAUCAUUUAAUCAUUUGUCAAAGUAUAGUUCAUGUAACUGUAGUUUUAAUUUAUAGAGCUGUACAUAUUAAAUUGUUUUGAAAAUGUA
Messenger RNA from Penaeus chinensis, 1951 nucleotides. RefSeq names its product serine--tRNA ligase, mitochondrial-like (gene SerRS-m). NCBI's taxonomy places the organism in Eukaryota, Metazoa, Arthropoda, Malacostraca, Decapoda, Penaeidae. Gene Ontology annotation, biological process: mitochondrial seryl-tRNA aminoacylation. The transcript is spliced from 7 exons. The coding region runs from base 486 to 1841 and encodes 451 amino acids. The record is from RefSeq and is a predicted model, not a curated record. Gene Ontology annotation, molecular function: tRNA binding; serine-tRNA ligase activity; ATP binding. Gene Ontology annotation, cellular component: mitochondrion.